UAUGCAUGCCCCGAGUCUGUAAUUGAAAAAUUGAUUGAAAAAGGCGUGUUCAAAAUAAUAGCGGUGUGGAGUUCAUUAACUGAGAUCAUUCAUUUUGUGAAGAGUCUGGUGUUAAUCAGGUUGCCCUUAUUUAAGGAUGAUGCACAGCACAUGUAUAUACAUUUAUCUCUGAAAACGUGACAAAAAAUGGGUCUUUCAAGGCAUUGUUCAGAAGAGCAGCGUACUUUAAGAAGUUGAUUGGAGAGGGGAAACACAUAAAGAAGUGCAGAAAAUGAAAGGCUGCUCGGCUAAAAUGAGCUCUAAUGAUUUAAAAUGGAUAAACGAAAGACUACCAUUCAAAAGGAUUGAAGAAAACCCAGAAUGUCAAAAACUCAGCCAACAAUCAGCUCCAGGGUGAUCAUAGAAGCUCUGAAAUGAACAGUACUUUGACAAUGUAAAGCUAAUGUAUCGUCUAAAACACCCCUCUCCCCUCCUCGCAAAGUCCCAUUGUUUAAAAAAGACGUACGAUAGAGGACACAAUUUGCCAAAGAGCAAGACAGGGUCGCAGACAGUUUCUUAGACGACCCCCAAGCUCUUAAUUUAAGCCGCAGUACAUUGAAGACAGUAAAGCAUGGUGGUUCAUGCUUGAACCACCAUCUUACUAUUGUGUCUGACCUAUUUAUUGCAUAAAAGGGAUCAUGGAUCAGUUUGCAUAUAUCAAAAUACUUAAAGAGGUCAUGUUGCUUUAUUCUGAAGAGGAAAUGCCCUUGAAAUGGGUGUUUUAACAAGGCAACGACCCCAAACAAAAAGUUAUGAAGUGGCCAGCCUAACCCUUGGACCUUAAUCUGAUUGAAAACUUGUGGAGUGACAUCAAAAAUCCUGUUUCUGAGACAAAAGCAAGAAAUGCAGAGUAAUUAUGGAAUGUUGUCAGAUCAUCCUGGGCUGGAAUACCAGUUUACAGGAGCCAGUAGUUGGUCGACUCCAUGUGACAGUUCUCAGAAACAGUGGUUAUACAAAUAAAUAUUAGUUUAGUGAUUCAUAGGAAUGAUAAAACCUAAAGAUUUUCAGUUUAUACAGUAAAUAUUAGAGUUUGUAAAGAAAAAUGCUGACACUGCUAUUUUGUUCAACAUCCCGAUGUUCAUUUUUCUUAAUUUGCUGUAAUGUGGUUAAAACAUUGAUACAUUUUUUUCUCAUGGUUUGAUUUAGAAUAUAAUGUGCAGUGUUCCUGAUGCAUGGAAAUAAAAACUAUUCUAAGGAUUUUGAGCUUUAAUCACGUUUUAAACACACAGCUGUUAUCUUUAACACAACUGUUAAUCCAUCUAGCUAUCAUCUCUAACUGUCUUCUCAGUCCCUGUUGAAGAAAAGCAUCCCCCAGUGCAUGAUGGUGCCAUCAUGUGAUGCUGUGAGGAUGGUGUGUUCAGGGUGAUGUGCUAUGUUAGUUUUCCACAAAUAGCAUAUUACAUGCUGGUCAAAGGUUCGAUUUUGGUCCCAUCUGCAAAGAGCACCUCCCUCUACAUGCUUUCUGUGUCACCUGCAUGAUUUGGGCCAAACUGCGAACAAGAUUUCAUGACUUUGUUUAUUGUAAUUCCUCUAGAAAGGUCAGAUUUGUGGAGCGCUGGACUAAUGUGGGUCUCUAGUGCCACCAGAAUUGUCAGUGUCCUCUGAAUAAUGUUCUCCUUGGAUUUCAGGGAAAUCUGAGGACACCACACAGAUCUGUAUUUAUAAAAAGUUUGAAAAUGAUGCUUACCUUUUCUUCCACUUCACAGUAAUGCAUCACUUUCUGUUGUAACAUGUAACAUCCUGAUAAAAUACUCUGAGGUUUGUGUUGGUAAAAUAUAAAAUAGUUCAAGGGGUUCCAAUGCUUUCAUGAGCAUUCUCUUUAACAAUAUGUUUUGACUCACUUUGAAAAGAUGCAGAUUGUUAGGGAGAUUGUUUUCUUUAACGUGGAGGAAAUUAGGACCCAGAGAAGGCUGGUAGGGGGACAGAGGAGUGUGUGUCUGAUGGCAAAAGGGGAAAAAACUUCAGUGCAUCAUUACACAAAACAAUGUGUGACAGUCACUGCCAUACACAGCACAGAACAGGACCCAGAGGGUUAUCAGAGGAGGGGUGAGAGAAGAGCGGAAAUAAUUUACCACCAUCAUGGAAUAUUCUUUCAUAAUUUUCCUUUUAUUUGGGAAUAUAAAAGGUAAUGCAGCUCUGGUGCCUGUAUAUGGAAAAGCCAAACCUUAGACAGUUUUUAUUUUUUUAAACAGGUGGAAGUAAUGAUUGAAACACUUUUGAUGAAAAAGAAAUAAAGGAUCACUCCUGUCUACUUUUGUAAACAGCAUGCAAACUUGAACUCAAAGCAACUGAUUAAAACCAAACAACAAACAGAGCAAACCAGGGGAAUUUCACCCAUGGGAACAUUAGAGCUGAAAAUGAGGGAAGAGGUAAAUAAAUGAUGGCGGACAUGACUGGGUCCAUGAUCACCUCUGUUUCUGAUCAUUCUGUUGCAAACUCUACCACUGCCCUGUGGGAGCCCAAUCCCACUGUCCCUGCUGACGUCAGCGUCGUCACAAGCUCCCAGUCCCAAAUCAAAGAUCUUUUCGGGUUGUUCUGCAUGGUAACACUUAACCUCAUCGCCCUCCUGGCCAACACUGGUGUGAUGGUAGCUAUAGCUCGCGCUCCUCACCUGAAGAGGUUUGCGUUUGUGUGUCACCUGUGUGCAGUAGAUCUGCUGUGCGCCAUUCUCCUGAUGCCAUUGGGCAUCAUAUCUAGCUCACCAUUCUUCGGCACGGUGGUUUUCACUGUUCUGGAGUGCCAGGUUUACAUCUUCCUCAAUGUUUUCCUCAUUUGUCUUUCCAUCCUCACCAUCACUGCCAUCAGCUUGGAGCGUUACUUCUACAUUGUGCACCCACUGCGUUACGAAGUCAAGAUGACCAUCAACCUGACUAUUAGUGUGAUGGUCCUAAUCUGGGUUAAAUCACUCCUCUUAGCUCUGGUCACGCUGUUUGGAUGGCCAGCUUAUGGACCUCAGAGCUCGAUUGCUGCAGCACACUGCUCUCUUCAUGCAACCCACAGCCGCCUGAGAAGAGUAUUUGGUGUGUUAUUUAGUGUUAUUUGUUUUUUAGCUCCUGCAGUGGUCAUCUUUAGUGUUUACUGUGCUGUGUACAAGGUUGCUCGUUCAGCAGCUCUGCAGCAAGUCCCAGCUGUGCCCACAUGGGUAAACACGUGCCCAGCAAAAGGCCGCUCUGACUCCAUCAACAGCCAAACGAACAUGAUCGCUACCACCCACACUGUGCCUCAAAGACUGUCUGCAGAGAGGGCCUUCAGUGGUGGAAAAGCUGCAAUAACUUUGGUGUUCAUUGUGGGCCAAUUCUUGGUUUGUUGGUUGCCCUACUUCAUCUUCCAUGUUCAAAUGUCUCUGACCGACUCUAUGCAGAGCCCAGGGGAUUUAGAGGAAGCGGUAACCUGGCUUGCUUACUCUUCCUUCGCAGUUAACCCAUUCUUCUAUGGCCUCUUAAACAGACAGAUCAGAGAUGAGCUGGUGAAGUUUCGUCGUUGUUGCUUGAACCAGCCCACGGAGGUUGGAGCAUCUAGCCAAGAAGCCUCAUUUCAGGAAAACUUCCUUCAGUUCAUUCAGAGAACCAUCAGCACACCUGAAAGACAUUCAAGCUGUUCUAACUCCAGUCCCACAAACACAUUAAACCAAGCAAACGUUAUUCCAGGAAAAACACCAGAGGAGCACGCAUAGAUUUGAACAAAUCAUGGAACACAUCAUGCUAACAUGCCAAGAGUGCAACAUUUAAAUGUUUGUAGGCCAGUAAUCCCAUUAUUUCCAGAAACUUAUUUCUCAUAUUACUUUAUUUUGUUACAUUUUCUUAGAUUUGUGCUCUUUACUAAUUUAAUUUGUUCCUUAUUUUAAAAAAAGCAAAAGGUGUCUGUGCAGUAACCCUAAAAUAUAUGCAGUUUCAGUUGAAAGUUUACAUGCACUCAUCGUGGUCAUAGAUGCCUUACUAUUAUUUGUUGUUACCUGAUUUAUGUGAACUGUUUUCUUUUCAGGGUAGAGUUAUUAUACAAACAAACAAUUUCAAUGAUUAUAUGUAAGCAAGAUUUGGCUGCACAAGUUUUAUAAUGAAUUAUAGGUUCAAAUGUAUACAUCAGAUUGAAGAUGUUUGCACCCGCUCUGAUAAUUGAUAGAACUAAUUUAAACUGGUUUGUUUCUUGGCACAGACUUGUCUUUUAGGCACAGUCUAUACAUUUUCAAUAGGUAUGAGUUCAGGGCCAUCCUGAAAACCUAAUGUUAGCCUUCUUUAUCCAUACCAAACCAGUUUUAAUGUGUCUUUGGGAUCUUUGUCUUGUUGGAACAAUCAGCUGCAACAAAGUUUUAACCAGCUUGUUCUUCCACCCACUUUUUGCAAUGGGCCGGUUUCCAUGGUGAAAUGGUCUUGCACAUGAAGAAACAGGACUAGAAGCACAAAGAAUGGACCAGACAUGAAACGGCAGACAAACAGAUGAAUCCAGCAAAGAAAAAUGAGAACCAGUGGACUUAUACACUGAGGCAGGGUAAAGAAAUAACAGGCAAACCAAAUACGUUAACCAGAAGGAAUGAGUAGUAGCUGAGGCAGAGAGAAAGGCAGAGCAGCUUGAGGAAGGAGACUAAUUAACCAGUUGGAGCAAAGCAGCUCCAACAUAUAAAAACCCAAGGAAAAAUCUAACAGAAAUCUAACAGGAAAUAACUCUAGAUGUGGAAAGAAGAAUAGAACACAAAAGCAUGAACUAAUAAGGGAAACACCUAAUAAGAAUAAGCACAAGGAAAUAUCUUACGAAAGCAGGACCUAAAGAACAUGAUAAACAGCAAAGAAAUCAACAAAAUACAUACACAAAAUAAAAUCAAAACUCAAACAUCUCAAGAUUGUGACAGUACUUCACACUUGAUAGUGCUAGGUUUGAAACCUUCACCUUGAGUUCUCCGCACAUAAUUCUAGUCAUUGUGACCACAUAGGGCAAGUUAAGUCCCCUAUGAAUGUAAAUGUUAUUUUUCCACAAAGCAUUUGAUGUGUCCAUGUAGACAGCUGCAAACUUCAGUUGUACUGGAAAGUGUCAAUUUGGAGCUUUUUUUUUUUCUUUCUUGCUCUGCACUCUUUGGUUAGUGGUAAUGUAAAAAAAUGGUUAGAGCCUUGGUGAGAUCUUGGUUACUCUUAAAUAUCCUAACGACCCUUUCCUUUCAACUAAGGGUGACAGUUUGGGUCAGAUUAUUGAAACUGGUGCAUAAAUGUCUGUGCCAACAAGAAAAAGAAACCAACACAAACAUUAAAACACUGGGAUGGAUAAAUCAGUCCUACAAUAAUCCUUUGAAAUGGACCCAACCUAAACCUUAUUAAAAAUGUACUGGCUUUGUUUAAAAAUAAUGCCUAUGCCAGGAAAUCCAUUAAUCUAAAUUAACCAAGAAGGAUGGUCAAACAACCAGCCAGAAAUAUGCCAGAGGCUUUUUAGUAAAGAGUGUAGAUUCGUGGCAACUUGCAAAGGAACAUUUAACUGAACAUUAGAUGUAUAUGUAUACAUUUGUGCCUAUAUGUCUAAUUUUGACCCUGUGCCAAUUAGAAGAAACCACUAUAAAUUCAAAGUUGUGCACCCAAUUCUGGAUUUGUAAGAAUCACAGAAUAUUUAUCAUGUGUAGUAAUUCCACAUAGUAAAAAAAACUGCUCGAACUCAUUAUUAAAAGCACAAAUUUGUUGUGACAUUUGCAUUUGUCUCCAGUUUGUCAGGGAGAGAAACUGUCAGAUGUAGGGAUAAUACCUCAGACUUCCUACCUAUAACAGAUAGAUUUUAAUGUCACGUCUCUCUCUUGCCAUAUAAAAUAAAGUGGACUCACAUAGCAACAAAACAAAACAGCCCGCUGGCUAGAUGUAUAUGUCAGCUCAAAUACAGACUGAGUCAGAUAAAAACACAUUUACAUGUGAACAACGAUAGAUAGCACUAGCCUCUGUGAAUAUGGACUAACAUAAUCGGGACAUGGAUAAGGGAAGGAAGAGAUAGUAAAUCUACAAUGAAAAUCAUUACUGGGCAUCAUUACUUUGAUAAAAUACCAGAGAGAGGUAACAAAGUGCUGUUUUAUUGCCUCUGGUAUUUGUUUUAGCCCUCGUUCAAGACAGAAUAGGCUGGUUAGAGGACAUAGCAGCAAACACCAUUCUGCAAAAUGGAUGUUAUUUAGGUAUACACAAUCUUACAUAACUGUAGGUUUGUAUUCAACAACCGGGUUAUUAAAGCAUUAGCUAUUCAACUAAAUAGGUUGAAAUAAAAGGAAAUAUCUUUAACAAAGAGACAAAGGGAAACAAUCUUAGUAUCAAACUUUCUGAUGAGCAACAACUUAGCUGUCUUUUUGGAACUCUUCACUCACAUACACGGCACUACUUGACUGUUUAAAAUCCUGUUCAAUAAUAAUAAAACAUGAAUAACAAAU
Girardinichthys multiradiatus is the source of this 6421-nucleotide messenger RNA. RefSeq names its product G protein-coupled receptor 61-like (gene gpr61l). The record is from RefSeq and is a predicted model, not a curated record. NCBI's taxonomy places the organism in Eukaryota, Metazoa, Chordata, Actinopteri, Cyprinodontiformes, Goodeidae. Bases 2417 to 3712 code for a protein of 431 amino acids. The transcript has 2 exons. Gene Ontology annotation, cellular component: endosome; signaling receptor complex; plasma membrane. Gene Ontology annotation, molecular function: G protein-coupled receptor activity. Gene Ontology annotation, biological process: G protein-coupled receptor signaling pathway.